CUUCUUUUCAACCCAUCUUUCUCUUUCUCUGUUACCUUUCUUUAGUAAAGAAAUAAUUGAAGUUAGACAAUUGCAACGAUCGAUGAAGAAAUCUCCGGUAUAUCCAAACUACGAGGCAAGUGAUUAUGGUGGCUAUGAGUUUGAUCCUGAAGUGGAUUUUACACAGUUCCUGGAAGAAGCAAGGCAGCAUGCAAGACAAAUGAAUCUCCAGACCUCACUGUCAAAUGCAGAAGAAGCUGGAAAAACGAGAACAGGAGGAGAAGAGAAAAAAAGCAAAAAGUCUUGGAAAAACGCUCUCUUCAAAUGGUGGAAAUCUGACAAGAAAAGGAGCACAGAACCUGCAAAUAGCUCUCAUAUUUCGAAUCCAAGAAAGGGUCAUGUCUCUGGUCCAAUAUAUGGAAGUGGCAGAGCUGUCGAACCAAAGCACCGGCGACAAACUUCUGGUCCACUCACUAACCUUUUCAACCCUACGAAGAAAACAGGGAAUCAGACACCAUAUAUGUGUCUUGAUCAACUUAAUAACCCUCAUGGUGUCAAAGCCUAUGGACCUGUUUACUUGGUAACUUAGCGUUUCAACAAAAAAAAAUUAUGCAAGGAACUUUAAUUUCCAUGGCUCAAAUAAGUUGUUCUGGUAGAGAAUGGGGAGUUCUUGUGGCAAGAAAGUGCAUAAGAUCAUUUCUAUAUGCAGAAAAAGUCAGUUCCUGGAUCAGCAGUAAUGUGCAUACAGUUGGAUUAUCUUAAAGAUCUUGCGCUGAAGAUUAUCUGUUCUUGCUGUUGUUGUUUACUUAGUUACAUGUAAUGUUCAGAAUAACUAUUAUGUGUGGUCUAAUGAAUUUUUAAUCUCACAUUUCUGCUUUCUUGGUGCA
This is a messenger RNA of Hevea brasiliensis (rubber tree), 866 nucleotides long. RefSeq lists its product as uncharacterized. Lineage: Eukaryota; Viridiplantae; Streptophyta; Magnoliopsida; Malpighiales; Euphorbiaceae. The record is from RefSeq and is a predicted model, not a curated record. The coding region runs from base 83 to 568 and encodes 161 amino acids. The transcript has 3 exons.